This is a messenger RNA of Uloborus diversus, 1215 nucleotides long. RefSeq names its product peptidyl-prolyl cis-trans isomerase D-like. Gene Ontology annotation, biological process: protein peptidyl-prolyl isomerization. NCBI's taxonomy places the organism in Eukaryota, Metazoa, Arthropoda, Arachnida, Araneae, Uloboridae. Gene Ontology annotation, molecular function: protein binding; peptidyl-prolyl cis-trans isomerase activity. The transcript is spliced from 11 exons. The record is from RefSeq and is a predicted model, not a curated record. The coding region runs from base 1 to 1098 and encodes 365 amino acids.
AUGUCUGCACCGCUGGAAGGGAACCCGCACGUGUUUCUCGAUGUCAGGAUUGGCGAAGAGCGAGUGGGGAGGAUCGUGAUAGAGCUCUUCAGAGACGUCGUCCCGAAGACUGCCGAAAAUUUCCGAGCCCUGUGCACCGGAGAGAAGGGGAUCGGUUCCAUGGGGAAGCCCCUGCACUACAAGGGAUCCCCUUUCCACAAGUUGAUUCGCCGAUUCAUGGUCCAGGGGGGAGACUUCAUCCUGGGGGACGGGAGGGGCAGCGAGAGCAUCUACGGAUUCACAUUCCCGGACGAAAACUUCCGGCUCAAGCACGACCAGCCGGGCCUCCUGAGCAUGGCCAACAACGGGCCGGACAGCAACGGGUCGCAGUUCUUCCUGACCAUGGUGGCCACCCCCCACCUCGACGACAAGCACGUGGUCUUCGGGAGGGUGAGGAGGGGGAUGGGGGUGCUGCACGAGAUGGAGAACGUUCCCACGGGGGAGGGGGACGAGCCCCUGGAGCCCUGCUACAUCGCGGACUGCGGGGCAUUUGCCCCCGGAGAGGACUUCCGGUUGGGAGAGAGGGACGGCACGGAAGACGUCUACCCCCCCUUUCCGGAAGACUCGGACCUGGACUUCAACGAGGUUGAUCUGGUGUUGAAAGUUGCGGACAAAAUCAAAUUGUCGGGUAAUAUCUACUUCAGGAAGGAAGAUUAUGUCAAUGCGAAUAUGAAAUACAAGAAAGCUUUGAGGUACCUGAACAAACUGCACGAAACGAACGAGGCCUCCCCGAACGUAGAGAAGAGGAUGAAUGUCCUAGUGCUGCCCUGCAUUUUAAACAGUGCUGCUUGCAAGUUGAAGCUUAAAUUAUAUGACAGAGCUUUAGAAGAUUGCGAUGAGGCACUAGACAUUGAACCAAAGAACCCCAAGGCUCUUUACAGGAGAGGUCAGGCGUUCCAUGGGGUCAGUGACUACGAGAGGAGUUUAGCAGAUUUGCAGGAAGCCCUGAGGCUGGCACCCAAUGACCGAUCUGUCCUCGCAGAGCUGGCUGCAGUGCGGGGAGAAAUGCAAGCCUACAAAGCCAGGGAAAGGAAAGCGUAUGCGAAAUACUUCAUGUGAAGUCGGAUUCACCCCUCACCCCCUCCCUCCUGAGGGGAGAUUCUCCCGAGAGCACAAUCGAGCAUGGACUCUUUAGGGCCGGAUUUCCGUUUGUUUGUGCAGAUAAAGCAGAAACGU